CGGGAGGUGCACAUGUCACUAAGUCCAUCCCACCCUUUCUUCUGUGGCGCACCACGUCGAAACUUCAACCUCUUCAAAUCGCGCGUCUUUUUUGUCCCAAUCAACACCAACCACUCUCUCACGCCCAGUUGUUUGCGACAAUGACUAUCACAGUGAUUCUGGGCUCCCAAUGGGGAGACGAAGGCAAAGGAAAGCUGACCGACAUCCUUGCCCCCGAGGCACAGCUUUGCGCGCGAGCUGCCGGCGGUCACAAUUGUGGGCACUCAAUUCACGCCAAUGGUGUGUCGUACAGCUUCCAUCUUCUUCCGUCCGGUCUGAUCAACCCGAAUUGCAUGAACUUCAUCGGCUCAGGUGUCGUCUUCCACGUCCCCUCCUUCUUCAAGGAGCUUAAGGAGCUCGAUGAGCUCGGCCUCCCUGGAGUCUAUGAUCGAAUUCUCGUCUCAGACCGCGUCCAUAUCGACUUGGACCUUCACGCCGCCGUCGAUGGACUUGAGGAGGUUGAACUAGGAGAGGGCAAGAUCGGAACCACCGGUAGAGGUAUCGGUCCAAGCUAUUCUUGCAAAGCCGCACGAAGUGGAAUUCGGAUGGCAGAGGUCUUCGAUGCCGAACUCUUUGAGUCUAAGCUUCGACGACUUGCAUCUGGCUACGCUAAGAGAUACGGAGAUCUGCUCAAGUACGACGUCGAGGAGGAGCUUGCCCGUUUCAAUGAGUACCGCCCUAAACUCGCUAAAUACGCCGUCGACGGCGUAUCUCUACUCCAAUCAGCGCAAAAGAACAACACCAAGAUCCUUGUAGAAGGCGCCAACGCCCUGAUGCUUGAUCUAGACAUGGGGUCGUACCCAUACGUGACUAGCUCUACCACAAGCAUAGCAGGCAUUAUCGGCGGUUUGGCACUUAAUCCUCGUGGCCUCACAGAAGUCAUUGGUGUAGUCAAAGCCUACACAACGCGAGUUGGUAUGGGAAGCUUCAAGACUGAAGACCUUGGAGAGGUUGGCACGAAACUCCAGGACGUGGGCCGAGAAUGGGGAACUUCCACUGGUAGAAAACGCCGUUGUGGCUGGCUCGACCUUGUUGUCGUCAAGUAUAGCACGGCGAUCAACUACUACACUGCACUGAACCUCACCAAGCUUGAUGUUCUCGACACCUUCGAGACGAUCAAGAUCGCCAUUGCGUACAAGGAUCCCGAGACCGGCGAGGAGUUGGCUGCAUACCCUGCAGAUCUCAACAUCCUCGACCGCGCUGAGGUUAUCUACCACGAGAUGCCCGGAUGGAACAAGCCGACCACUAACGCGAAGACCUACUACGACCUCCCCAAGCAGGCACGAGAUUACGUCGAUUAUAUCGAGAAUUUCGUCGGAGUCAAGAUCAAGUGGAUUGGCACCGGCCCCGACCGUGAAGCUAUGAUUAAGCGAUUUUGAAAGGCCGCUGGUGGGAUGGGUUGGGUCGGGGUGAGAGAGGGCUAUGUGUGAACUCUGGUUGUAUGCUUCCAAACACAACAGGAAGUCCAAUAGAAUCUCUAAGUCCGAGUACCAGCAAAGAUAGAAAGUCGUUCUGAUAUUCUCUAGUUUAUGGGAAUUAACACAAACCAAUCUGUGCAUUCAUCAGCCCUGGGAGCGAAUCCGGUGACGUCUCACGCAACG
Molecule: messenger RNA, 1640 nt
Organism: Ilyonectria robusta
Lineage: Eukaryota; Fungi; Ascomycota; Sordariomycetes; Hypocreales; Nectriaceae
Product: Adenylosuccinate synthetase
Exons: 20
Coding region: 141-1418 (425 amino acids)
Biological process (GO): IMP metabolic process; 'de novo' AMP biosynthetic process
Cellular component (GO): cytoplasm
Molecular function (GO): GTP binding; adenylosuccinate synthase activity
Source: RefSeq, a predicted model, not a curated record